This is a messenger RNA of Chilo suppressalis (striped riceborer), 909 nucleotides long. NCBI's taxonomy places the organism in Eukaryota, Metazoa, Arthropoda, Insecta, Lepidoptera, Crambidae. The record is from the annotation of a GenBank genome assembly.
AUGUCUACUAUAUUGAGAACGCCGGAAAAAUCAAACUCCGUCCCCGACUUGGCUAAUAUGGGUGGGACCUCCCCUACUAUAACCAAACAAACAAUGACACGUAAUAAGAGAAAACGUCAGGAAGAACAACAAUUAUGCCAUUUAGAUAUGGAAGAAGUCAAAAAAGAUAUAGAAAAGGAAAUAACAUUCGUUAUGCAAGAAUUUAUGCAAAAGCAAAGUGAUCAAAUGACUACAAUAUUAACGUCUCUGAAAGAUAUCCAACAAACAAGUGCAUAUGUGCAAAACACUAUUACCUUUCUCUGCGAAGAACAUUCUGAACUAAAGCAAAAAAUUGAAAACUUGGAAAUUCAGGCCAGGAAAGAUAGAGAGCAGAUAGUUUUGCUGGAGACCAAACUAGAAGAAAAUAUGCGGACAGGGAGAAAAUCUAAUAUAGAAAUAAAAAAUGUACCCCUAAAGGGCAAGGAAACGAAACAGGAUAUACUGGAAAUGGUGUUUAAGUUAUCGGAAAAUUUAAAACUCAAAAUGGACAAGACUGACAUUAAAGAUAUUAUAAAACUCAGUAAAACUAAAAAACAACAAAAUAACACUAUAAUUGUUGAAUUCUCAAACACUUUCAUCAAAAAUGAUAUUUUGAAAGCUGCAAAACAAUUCAAUAAUAAGAACAAAACUGAAAAACUAUGUGCCAAACAUUUGGGUAUCAACACCAAUCCGGAAAUACCAAUAUUUUUUACAGAGAAUUUAACUCCUCAUUCAUCCAGAUUAUAUUUCUUGGCCAGGGAUUUAAAAAAUAUCGAAAAAUAUAAGUAUUGCUGGACCAGUUAUGGGAAAGUGUACCUGCGAUAUGAUGAUGAUUCGCCUAUCAUUCAUGUAGUGAGUGAAUCACAGAUACGACACUUAGCAAAUAAGUGA